Molecule: messenger RNA, 8387 nt
Organism: Hipposideros armiger (great roundleaf bat)
Lineage: Eukaryota; Metazoa; Chordata; Mammalia; Chiroptera; Hipposideridae
Gene: PRDM16
Product: PR/SET domain 16
Exons: 17
Coding region: 105-3872 (1255 amino acids)
Biological process (GO): negative regulation of DNA-templated transcription
Cellular component (GO): nucleus
Molecular function (GO): histone H3K9 methyltransferase activity; RNA polymerase II transcription regulatory region sequence-specific DNA binding; protein binding
Source: RefSeq, a predicted model, not a curated record
CUGAACGCGUCCUGGGGCUGCGUGUCUGGGGCUCCCUCCUGCUGCUGGACCAGUGAGGACGGCGGCCGGGGCGCGGGGACGGUGACGGCGACAUUGUAAAUAAUAUGUAUGAGCCGGACCCGGACCUGCUGGCUGGCGAGAGCGCCGAGGACGAGACCGAGGACAGCAUCAUGUCCCCCAUCCCCAUGGGCCCGGCAUCCCCCUUCCCCACCAGCGAGGACUUCACCCCCAAGGAGGGCUCGCCCUACGAGGCCCCCGUCUACAUCCCCGAGGACAUCCCCAUCCCGCCGGACUUCGAGCUCCGCGAGUCCUCCAUCCCUGGGGCCGGCCUGGGGGUCUGGGCCAAGAAGAGGAUGGAAGUCGGGGAGAGGUUCGGCCCCUACAUGGUGGCGCCCCGGGCCACGUUGAAGGAGGCCGACUUUGGAUGGGAGCAAAUGCUGGCUGAUGCAGAAGUGUCGUCACAGGAAGGCUGCAUCCAGAAGGUCUCUGAAGACCUGGGCAGCGAGAAGUUCUGUGUGGAUGCCAGUCAGGCCGGGGCCGGCAGCUGGCUCAAGUACAUCCGCGUGGCGUGCUCCUGCGAUGACCAGAACCUCACCAUGUGUCAGAUCAACGAGCAGAUCUAUUAUAAAGUCAUUAAGGACAUUGAGCCAGGACAAGAGCUGCUGGUGCACGUGAAGGAAGGCGCCUACUCCCUGGGGACGGUGCCCCCCAGUCUGGAUGAGGAGCCCACGUUCCGCUGUGACGUGUGUGACGAGCUCUUCCAGUCCAAGCUGGACCUGCGGCGCCACAAGAAGUACGCGUGCGGCGCGGCGGGGGCCGCCCUGUACGAGGGCCUGGGCGAGGAACUCAAGCCCGAGGGCCUGGGCGGCGGCGACGGGCAGGCCCACGAGUGCAAGGACUGUGAGCGGAUGUUCCCCAGCAAGUUCAGCUUGGAGCAGCACAUGGUCGUCCACACAGAGGAGCGGGAGUACAAGUGUGACCAAUGUCCCAAGGCCUUCAACUGGAAGUCCAACCUCAUCCGCCACCAGAUGUCCCACGACAGCGGCAAGCGCUUCGAAUGUGAAAACUGCGUGAAGGUGUUCACGGACCCCAGCAACCUGCAGCGGCACAUCCGCUCCCAGCAUGUCGGCGCCCGGGCCCACGCCUGCCCAGACUGCGGGAAGACGUUCGCCACGUCCUCCGGCCUCAAGCAGCACAAACACAUCCACAGCACCGUCAAACCUUUCAUAUGUGAGGUCUGCCACAAGUCCUACACACAGUUCUCCAACCUGUGUCGCCACAAGCGGAUGCACGCCGACUGCCGCACGCAGAUCAAGUGCAAGGACUGCGGGCAGAUGUUCAGCACUACCUCCUCCCUCAACAAGCACCGGCGCUUCUGCGAGGGCAAGAACCAUUACACGCCGGGCGGCAUCUUCUCCCCGGGCCUGCCCUUGACGCCCAGUCCCAUGAUGGACAAGGCGAAGCCGCCCCCCAACCUCAACCACGCCGGCCUGGGCUUCAACGAGUACUUCCCCUCCAGGCCGCACCCAGGGAGCCUGCCCUUCUCCGCGGCCCCGCCGGCCUUCCCCGCGCUCACGCCUGGUUUCCCGGGCAUCUUCCCUCCGUCCCUGUAUCCCCGGCCGCCUUUGCUACCUCCCACGCCGCUGCUCAAGAGCCCCCUGAACCACACCCCGGAUGCCAAGCUGCCCAGCCCCAUGGGGAACCCAGCCCUGCCCCUGGUCUCCGCCGUGGCCAACAGCGGCCAGGGAGCCGCGGCGGUGGCGGGGGCCGAGGAGAAGUUUGAGGGCCGCCUGGAGGACACGUACGCCGAGAAGGUCAAGACGCGGAGCAGCGACCUGUCAGACGGCAGCGACUUUGAGGACAUCAACACCACGACCGGGACGGACCUGGACACGACCACAGGCACGGGCUCGGACCUGGACAGCGACGUGGACAGCGACCGCGACAAGGCCAAGGACAAGAGCAAGGCAGCCGAGAGCAAGCCCGAGUUUGGGGGCGGCACGGCGCCCCCCGGGGCCGCGAACAGCGUGGGCGAGGUGCCCGUCUUCUACGCCCACCACUCCUUCUUCCCGCCGCCGGAUGAGCAGCUGCUGACGGCGUCCGGGGCCGCGGGCGACUCCAUCAAGGCCAUCGCCUCCAUUGCCGAGAAGUACUUCGGCCCCGGUUUCAUGGGGCUUCAGGAGAAGAAACUGGGCGCGCUGCCGUACCACUCGGUGUUCCCCUUCCAGUUCCUGCCCAACUUCCCCCACUCCCUCUACCCCUUCGCGGACCGCACCCUGGCCCACAACCUGCUGGUCAAGACCGAGCCAAAGUCGCCCCGGGACGCCCUCAAGGCGGGCGGCCCCAGUGCCGAGUCCCCCUUCGAUCUCACCACCAAACCCAAAGAGGCGAAGCCUGUCCUGUCCGCAUCCAAGGUCGCCCCGCCCUUGGCGCCCGGCGAGGAGCAGCCCCUGGACCUGAGCAUCGGCAGCCGCGUCCGAGCCAGCCAGAACGGCGGGGGGCGGGAGCCCCGCAAGAACCACAUCUACGGCGAGCGCAAGCUGGGGGCUGGCGAGGGGCUGCCCAAGGCGUGCCCGGCACCGCUGCCCCAGCAGCCCUCCCUGCACUACGCCAAGCCGUCACCCUUUUUCAUGGACCCCAUCUACAGGGUAGAGAAGCGGAAGGUGCCAGACCCCGUGGGAGCCCUGAAAGAGAAGUACCUGCGGCCGUCCCCGCUGCUUUUCCACCCUCAGAUGUCAGCCAUUGAGAACAUGGCAGAGAAGCUGGAGAGCUUUGCGGCCAUGAAGGCGGACUCGGGCAGCUCCCUGCAGCCCCUCCCCCACCACCCCUUCAACUUCCGGUCGCCGCCCCCGACACUCUCGGACCCCAUCCUCAGGAAGGGCAAAGAGCGAUACACGUGCAGGUACUGCGGGAAGAUCUUCCCUCGAUCUGCAAACCUCACAAGACACCUGAGGACGCACACCGGGGAGCAGCCAUACAGGUGUAAGUACUGCGACCGCUCCUUCAGCAUCUCUUCCAACCUCCAGCGGCACGUCCGCAACAUCCACAACAAGGAGAAGCCCUUCAAGUGCCACCUGUGCAACCGGUGCUUCGGGCAGCAGACCAACCUGGACAGACACCUCAAGAAGCAUGAGCACGAGCACGCGCCAGUGAGCCAGCACUCUGGGGUCCUCACGAACCACCUGGGGACCAGCGCCUCCUCCCCCACCUCCGAGUCGGACACCCACGCACUUUUAGACGAGAAGGAAGACUCAUAUUUCUCUGAAAUCAGAAACUUUAUUGCCAACAGUGAGAUGAACCAAGCGUCAACGCGAACAGACAAACGGCCAGAGGUCCAGGACCUCGACGGCGCCCCGCAGUGUCCGGGCCUCGCCAGCGGGAAGCCGGAGGACGGCGAGGAGGAGGAGGAGGACGAGCUGGAGGAAGAAGACGAUGACAGCCUGGCGGGCAAGUCCCAGGACGACGCCGUGUCCCCCACGCCCGAGCCCCAGGGCGCCUAUGAGGAUGAGGAGGACGAGGAGCCGCCCGCCUCCCUGGCCGUGGGCUUCGACCAUAGCCGAAGGUGUGUUCAGCAGUCACCAGGUGGCCUCUUAGCUUUGGAGCCGAUGCCGACUUUUGGGAAGGGGCUGGACCUCCGCAGCGCAGCUGAGGCAGCGUUUGAAGUUAAAGAUGUGCUUAAUUCCACCUUAGACUCUGAGGCUUUAAAACAGACACUGUACAGGCAGGCUAAGAACCAGGCGUACGCAAUGAUGCUGUCCCUUUCUGAGGACGCUGCUCUCCACGCCCCCUCCCAGAGCCCCCUGGACGCUUGGAUGAACAGCACGGGAGCCACCCCCGAGUCCGGAGCCUUUAACCCCAUCAACCACCUCUGACGGGCCCAGGAGGCAACCUCGGGCCCCACGUCCCGACAGAAUCCCAGCUGUGGAAGAUGGAGGCGAGGGCCUCGGGGAGCUGGCGUGGCCUGGGGCCAGGACACCCCUGUCACCUGCGUUUGACCACUCCUCCGUGUCCGUCCUCCCCACCACGGAUCAGCUCUAGCUUUUCCAACAAAAACUCAGAAACCGGAAGCUCCGGGAACACUGAUCGAGUUCACCGUCUCUAAGAAUUGGUCUCAAGAACUUCAUUCCAGGAGGCACAGCUCGCGGGAACAGCCUCGCAGAAUCAGCCCGGUGGGCAAAGGCAGGAUUUUAACCCCAAGCUGAGCCUGGGCCUGGAGGGGGUGCACACACGGUGCGCUCAGAGGAGACGGCCCAAACAGUUUUUAUAAUGAGAAGGACAAGAAGAACCCUUUUGGUAAUCUUAUUGACGACAGAGUCUAUUUAAGCAUGUGGUUUUAAAAAUAGACAGUAUUUUUUAAAAAAAAAAUGAAAAAUGACUUGCAAAUUGUUUUUUAAAAGUAAUUUUGCAUUGCUUUCAAAUCUCAGUUUAUUUGCAGACCCACGCCUGCCUGGGAACCGGCCCCGUGUUGGGUGCGUUCUUUAUACUGUAGAUAAUGGAGAAAUUUUCUAUCCCUGACCCUGUUUGUAAAGCCAAGGUGAUUCUGGGUCCCCCAAGGCAGAACCGGGGGGCGAGGGCCCUCUCCUGUGAGCCGUGUCGGACUGGGCCAGUACGGUGCCCUAGGAUGCCCGAGGCCGGGACUGGGAGAUGUGCCUGUCGUUGCGUGACACGCGAUUCAUGGCUGUGGCUCCUCCUAAGGCCCCCCAAUUAUACGGGGAAGGUCGGAGUGGGGGCUCCGGUCUCCAGCGCAGAGGUGGGCCGGGCACCUGAUGUCCCUCCCCCCACGGUCUGUGCCUCGGCCACCCCUGUGCCAGCCCCACUGCCACUCUUCAGAAGGCAGGGCCUGCUCGCCACAUCCGGACGUCUAGCCCCCACCCUCACCCACCGCCGUCAGACGGACAAGGGGACGGAAGCCCCUGCCCUGCUCCGGGUGCCACGCUCCACGUGCCUGAGACCAGGACCCAGGACCCAAGUGCCACUCCCGCUCUUCGUGUGGGUUCUCGGCAGGCGGGACCGGCUCCAGGACGGAAGGGCGUCCAGACAGGACCUGGGGACCUGCCACCACGAGCCAAGACAGCACAGGCCCAUUGGGGACACGCCGCCUUCCCUGGGGACCAGUCUGCUCCUGCACUCAAUGGGCUUUAAAUUAUUCCCGUAGGGGCCAAGUUCAAAUAAUUUUUUUUCCCUGAUGGAAUUUACCUUAAUCUGUAUAUAACUUGUAAUUUUUUCUAAUUCAUUUCUUUUCUUAUUUUAUUUCUUCCUUAACAGUAUUUUUGGCAUUAGACAUUCUUAUUGUGAAGAAAUGAUGUUAAUAUAAGUAUCUAGUGAAGGACCAAAACCGUGUGAUAAGGUUGUGUGUUGUGUGACCGAUAACCAGGGAGCGGCGACUUGUGCCAAAUACCCCCUGCGCCUCCCCCCGCCCAUCCUGCUGUCACUGCUGCCCGCUUUCCAGACAAUCAUGUGUUUUUGUUAAAUUUUGAGUUUCAGUUGCAUUUACGACAAGUGUUCUAUUUAUUUCUUUUAUUGUUUGGAAGAAAAAAGUAAUAAUCUCCCAACGAGAGGGGAAAAAAUCGCCCAAGUUGCCCUUAAAAAAGAGUGUGAAUCAAACUGAUAUGGAUGGCGUCUCGGGGUGAACGUGUCCUCAGCCUGGCCCGGGGCGGCGGGAAGUGUCCAAGCAGCCAGUCCCACGUGCGCAUCCCGCGGCUCGGGUCACAGUCGUCAGCGUGGGCGCCAGGGCAUCCAGCCUCGCCCUAGAGACCCACGUGGGGAGGCCCCUGAGGGCGCCCCCAGCCGCGGACCCCAGUGGAAGGGCUUCAGCCCCUUUCUCAAAUCCACAUGAGGCGCAAGACUGAGAGCAGCCCUGGCACGUGCUAAGGCCGCUUACACGUGUGCAGGCUGGACUGUCACCCCCGGGGCCUCGUCCAGAAGGAUUUGCAAACCUAACCGUUCACACCUGCCCUCAGCCAGGCCCACCGGCACGGCUAGGGAUGUCCACAUCCCCUUGAUCUAAGUGGGAUCCCUUUGAAAAGUCAACCUCAGAUCCAAACCCCCGUUUCUGUAAACCCAAAUUAUAAGAUUUCUUCUGCUAAAAAAUAAGGCGUCUGCUUUUUUUUGCUAUAUGACUCUCUCUACCUAAAAUGGGCACCUAAGUGGCUGUUUCCGGCCGUUGCAGGGCAGACGAGGGCUGCCCUUGCUGUCCCCUCGGGUCGCUCUGUUGACUGUCACAUUCUGUCAUUGUCGGCCGAUCCUCCUAAGCGUUAUCGCUUCUCUGUCCUUCUUUUCUUCCAACCCCUCCUCCCCCAGAAGCCCCAGUUGCACAUUUUAAGGCCUAUAUUUUUGUCCCCCUGAAAACGAUUUAGAGAAGCCCAGUUUCUCCUAAACAUUCAGCCUCUCGGGCCUGAGCACUUGGCAGGUUUAGGGGAGUCUGUCCUUGGACGCUGAGCUUAGCGUGCCCCAGACCACAGCAAGGCACCCUCCCUGGUCCUUCUCGGCCCCUGGGCUCCAGCACCAGCCCGGCCUGGCUCACGCAGGCCCAGCGUCUUUGACGCUGAUGCCACCAAGUGCUAGGAGACCCCUGGGGGCCAGGGAACCUGGGCCUGGCGAGAGACUUCCGAGAUCCCAGGCUCAGAGCACGAAUGCAGCAGGGCAGCUGGCUGGCUGGCUGACCGCUAUGACCAUGGGUCCCACUGUAACCCACGGGCCCCACUGUGCCAGGUUUGCCCAGGCCCGGGGCAAACCUCAGGUGCUUCCCUCAUUUGACACCCCCAAAUGGAAAUUCAAAGCAGGCCUCCCCGCACUUCCGUCUGCCGCUCAGACAUGCUCCCCGCACUGCUGCUCUCAUUCCUGGGGCCGUCGGGCAGGACACAUGGGCUGCUGAUCCUUUGGACAGCCAGACCCUUCAUGAGUGGUACCCAGAGCCCCCCCCAUUCAAACCCAGAGGCACACAUUCCUGCAGCCAGCCUGGCACCCUGGAGCGGAGGUGUGUGGAUGGGGUGCGCCUGAGAGACCGCCCAGCCACGUGGCCACCCCUGUGCAGGGACGGGGCUGCAGCCUGCCUGCCCAGUCCCUGGCUGGCACAGCAGCUCCAUGGCCCCAGAGCCCGGCCCUCUGUCCUAGCUGCUUCCUCUGAGCAUUCGCAAAGCACUUGCCGAAAUACAUAUCACGUAUGUUAGCCUCGAAGCCUUGAAGCACUGGAUCGUGGCCCCCCUGCCCCUGUCCCCAUCCCCCUGCCCAAGUGACUGAAAUCUACUGAGCUGUAUUCACUGUGUUGUCCGGAGGGGGGGCGGUGCCACAGGAGAGCGCACCCCUGCACUGCCACCCGGAGGGACGGACAGACGGGAAGCCGGGCACCUCUCCCCCAUCCCAGCUGGGGGAUACGAGGACACAGCUGCUCCUGGUCAGUGGAGGUCAGCCGGGUAUCAAAAGCCAUGAAACUGUGUCUGUAGCAAUGAGUGAUACUGUGACUAAGACAUUCUUGCGUUAUUCCAAGGACGUUCCUUUACUCCUUCAUUCCAGUUUUCCUGUUGUAUUCCUUUCUGGCUCGGAUUUGCAUUACCACUUUUGGAAGAAAAAAAAAAAAAAGAACAAAAUGAAAAGGCAGCUUGAGUUCCCAACUGUGCAAUUCACUUCUGAACAAAGCAAUUCGGAAGGUUUUCCUCAGCGCAUUUCGCGGCACCAGUGUCCUCUUCAAGACGAGGGGGCCCGAGCCCCCGCUGUCAGGAUAUGUCCUUUAAAGCUCACGGCCGUGAACACGCCAGCAAGACCCCAAACCGGUGCAUCACGUCAUCCUUUUGCCAUUGUUACCUUACAGAUUGGGUUUAGUUUUUUUGGUUUUUUUUGUUUUCCUUUUAGAACUGUAUAGUGUUGAAAAGAAAUCAAAUGUAAAUGUCUGGUUUUCAUAUAAUGUUUUAAAAAAAAAACCAUUGAGAGGGAGGCUGGUGUUUGUCCCAUGUCCCCUGAUUGUAAAUUGCUUCUGUUAUCAGUAAACUGUGCAUGACUCGUGUUUAGCAGUCAUUACCGUGUCUGUUCGUGAAAUUUUUAUGGAAAGGAAAACUCCGUAGAUGCACUUAUUACACAUGUGAUUAGGGUCUAUGUCCUCAAGACCAGGAGUCCUGAGCUUCCAGCACAAAGGAGAUGCAGCUCUUAAUUCAUGUGGAAAUCGCGGUGGGAGCAGAAUGACAGACAGACACGGCGUGUGGGAAGUCACUGGGAGAGCGUCCCCACGGAUUUCAUUUCGAUGCUUGUGACGAGUACUUGUGUAGAGAAACGUCUUCGAGGUGAAGCCCAGGCAGAGCUGAUUUUGAGGUCAAUGCGGUAGACUAGGACUGUGUACCAAAUGUAAUCUUUCCGAUGCUACAAUGAAUUUAUACAUGAGAUUGAUAUGCAAUAAA